AUGGAAACCCUGUCACCGCCACCCAAGCUCACCCACCUCUUUACUCUUCGUUGUGCGGUAGACCCGCCGAUGGAGGUCGGCAAUGGCCCCUAUGGAAGAAGGCGUUGUGUUCCGAUCAAGUCUGGAUCGGUGAAGGGAAAGUACAUCAACGGCGAGGUUGUGCCUACAGGAGGCGCAGACUUCAUGUUGGUUGAGGCGGACCAGACCACACACGUCAAUACCAACUAUAUGAUCAAAAGUGAUGACGGGGCGUAUAUUUACAUUCGAACGGAAGGCACCAGAGCUGGUCCCCCGGAAGUGCUUCGGGCGCUAAUGGAAGGCGGACCGGUGGACCCCAGCCAGUACUGGUUUCAUCUACACGUGAAGAUUGAGACUGGCCAUGAAAGGUACCGCUGGAUGAACAAUCGUGUCAUUGUUGGACGUGCGACCAGAGAGAAGGGCGAAGUAGCCUACGAUGCUUACUUUUUGGAAAACCCCUCCGACGCAGAAGUAGAGAAGAAUAAGAGUUUGCUCUAA
Molecule: messenger RNA, 516 nt
Organism: Penicillium antarcticum
Lineage: Eukaryota; Fungi; Ascomycota; Eurotiomycetes; Eurotiales; Aspergillaceae
Product: DUF3237 domain-containing protein
Exons: 3
Coding region: 1-516 (171 amino acids)
Source: RefSeq, a predicted model, not a curated record